Penicillium manginii is the source of this 2460-nucleotide messenger RNA. Its product is annotated as serine/threonine/tyrosine protein kinase MPS1. Gene Ontology annotation, cellular component: spindle; kinetochore; nucleus. NCBI's taxonomy places the organism in Eukaryota, Fungi, Ascomycota, Eurotiomycetes, Eurotiales, Aspergillaceae. Gene Ontology annotation, molecular function: protein serine/threonine/tyrosine kinase activity; protein serine/threonine kinase activity; ATP binding. The record is from RefSeq and is a predicted model, not a curated record. The coding region runs from base 1 to 2460 and encodes 819 amino acids. Gene Ontology annotation, biological process: peptidyl-serine phosphorylation; mitotic spindle assembly checkpoint signaling; meiotic spindle assembly checkpoint signaling. The transcript has 2 exons.
AUGGCCUCUCCGAAUUCCUUGUCUUCCGCCUACCACUCCGGCCUAUACCAGCAAUCGCAAAUCUCUCAUCCGAUGUCCCGACCCGCGGUUUCGCGCUCGGGUUCCAGACGGGUCUCUCCCGCUCUCCACGGUCGCGACCAACCCCGGACAACUUCUCGACAUUACUCGGGUGAUAGCUCUGAUGAAGAGGUUCCAGAGCCCAAGUUCAGCGCUUCCGUAAAGGCCCUUUUGGAUGGAGACGGAUUGGGAUCUUCGCCACAUCUGCAAAAGGGACAUGCCGCAUAUGAGCGUCGUGCUGCCGCCGGAUCGAGGCAAAGCAGUCAGUCGCCCCGGAAUGCCUCGCCUCAUGAUCGAUCAACAGGUAGCCCAGCUCCCAGAGUUGUCCGAAUUGCCGGCGCUUCUUCAGCUUCCAGGUUCUCGCGCGAAGGAUCUCCUCUGUCUAACAGCCAGAGCGCGGAUUCUGAUGCUCAAGACCGCCCGAACGACUUCAUUACUCCCGCGCCUCGACCACGCAGUGUUCGAAUUAAUGCAUCACGCAGCCAUACGCGAUCCCCCUCAUCGAUCUCGCCGUCCGUUAGACGCUCCACCGAACGCCACUCUGGAGACGAGCAUGGGAGCGCCGAACGGUCAGACAGCGACCGGAAAUCCCGUCUUGCUCAGAGCGAGGAAGAUCCCAUGUCUCAUAUUGGAUCUUCAUCAGUUUUGCGCGGUCGCAAUGGCGACGAUGUUGGCCCUCAGAGCUCGUUGCGGGUGAAGAGAGUUGGACGUCUCACCGGCACAUUCUUGAAUGGGCCCGCACGCCGAGGCGUAUUGCGUCGCCAAAGUGAAGAGCAUAACGAAGAAAACUAUCUAUUGAACGAAGAUGUCAGAGAAAAUGCGGAGCACGAUAACAACGUCGAGUAUCAACCCCGCAAACCAUCAUCACCCAAAGUAUCUUGGGCGGAUCCAAGUCCACCUCAAGAAAUGGAAUCACAUCGCCCCGAACAACCCGUCAGCGGCCCGACCGAUGGCCUCUUUUCAAGGUCGGCCUCCCCCAGAUCAUAUGGAUCUCACGCAAAGUCGACACCUGCAUCCUCAGACAUGUCAUCAAAGCCAUCUAGUGCAAAGGAACAACCUGUCUUCAAAGUUCCAUCAUUACCGCCGCUGCCUUCUGUCAGAGACCAGGAGAAUGAGCCACCACCAACAUUUAAGCGUACCAAACCUCAAGGACUGAACUUUUUGGACAAACCAGAGAAGUUUUCUGUCGUUUAUGAUACAGAUAAAAAGGAUACAGUGGAAACCCCCGCGCAAGACUCGCCGCGCAAGAUUCUUUCAACGCGCAGCAGCAAUACACCACAUAGACCGGCCCCUCCACCUCCAAAAAUGUCGAUGCUCGAGACGGCAACCGCUACUGCCGGAGCAUCGACCUCUCAGUCUCGAAAGAAGCGGACACAGGUGUCUAUCAAUCACAAACACUUCACUCGCCUUGAUUGCAUUGGCCGCGGAGGAAGUUCGCGUGUAUAUCGUGUCAUGGCAGAAAACUACAAGAUUUUCGCACUCAAGAGGGUGAACUUGGAAGAUGUUGACCCUUUGACCCUGGCUGGGUACAAAGGUGAAAUCGAUCUUUUGAAGAAGUUGGAGAAUGUUGACCGCGUCGUUCGACUUUUUGACUGGGAACUCAACUCCGACAAGCACGCAUUGAGUGUUCUUAUGGAAAUCGGUGAAUCCGACCUCGAGAAGAUUCUCGCCCAUCGCCUGAAUGCUGAAGAUGCCGUGUUCGAUAUCAAUUUUGUUCGUUAUUAUUGGAAGGAGAUGCUUGAGUGUGUGCAGGCUGUGCACGAAUAUAAUAUCGUCCACUCUGACUUGAAGCCCGCCAACUUCCUCAUGGUCCAGGGUCGGCUCAAGCUCAUCGACUUCGGUAUCGCCAAUGCAAUUCAGGACAACACUGUCAAUGUUCACCGAGAACAACAAGUUGGUACACCUAACUACAUGUCCCCAGAGGCUUUGGUCGACUCGAAUGCCUCUCUCGGACUACCAGCAAGCGUUGGCAAGGUGAUGAAGUUGGGCAAGCCUAGUGACGUUUGGAGCUUGGGCUGCAUUCUGUACAAAAUGGUGUAUGGCCAGCCACCAUUCGCGAAGAUCGCCAAAUACUAUGAGCGAAUCAUGGCAAUUCCGAACCCCCCGUUCGGCGGUAUAACCGUUCCUCCUGGUCUCAUCCGAACCCUGAAGCGCUGCUUGCAGCGUGACCAGACACUUCGACCAACCAUUGAAGAGAUGCUCGGCCCUCGCGAUCCUUUCCUUCACCCUGACGCCCAGCUGGAGGGUGCUGUCCCCGUCACGCAAGAUAUGCUCGGUCGCAUCCUUGCCAAUGUUGUCAAUCACUGCCGAGCGCGCGGCAUUCCCAAAGAAGAAGAGUUGGCUGCUUGGCCCGCUGGGUUCUUCGCAAAAAUAAAAGCAGCGCUGGAAGAAGAAAAUUCCUGA